Molecule: messenger RNA, 882 nt
Organism: Plasmodium relictum
Lineage: Eukaryota; Apicomplexa; Aconoidasida; Haemosporida; Plasmodiidae
Product: surface-associated interspersed protein (SURFIN)
Exons: 2
Coding region: 1-882 (293 amino acids)
Source: RefSeq, a predicted model, not a curated record
AUGCUAAAUAGUACAAAUAACAAUUCGUCUACUUUGUUUUCACUUAAUCCAAAUCCAGAUUAUAAAAAUAUAUCCUUACAUAAUUCUGUCGUAACUAAGCCUAUAGGAAUUACACCUGCUAUUAUUCCUUUUUCAAUCGGAUUUGGAUCAUUUAUUGGAAUUUUUAUCCUUUUGAUUUUUUUAUAUAAAUGCACUUUCAUUGGAUCAUGGUUUGACAACCGAAUAUUAGAGAAAAAAAAAAAACAUAAAAAAAAGAAAAAAACAAUAAUAUAUAGGCCAUUAAGAUCUGUAGAAUUUACCGAUGAAAGAUCAGAGAAUAGUAUAAUAAACCUUGGAACAUGUAAUAAGACAAAUAAUUUUCUAUGUGAAAUUAGAUUAGAAAAAGAAAUUAAUGCAAAUGAAAGUUGUGGUAAAGAAUCCGAAGAAAAUAAAAAAAAAAAAGAGAAAAAAGAAAAUGAAAAAGAAAAAGAAUAUAAUGAAAGAUACAUAGAAACAAAGAGCAAUAUUGUAGAAAUAAUGAAAAAGUGGAAAUGGAAGACUGUAAUUGAAAUACAUAUGAUGGUAUUGGAGGAGUGUCAAAAAGAGGAAUGGGAAUUAAAUAGAAGAGAAUUUCUAAAGAUUUGUUUAGAAGAAUUCAAAGAAGAAGAUAUAUAUCCAAAUGUAAUUAACAGAAACGUGGUAAUGGAAACAGCUCAAGAAAAAAUUACUGGUAUUUUUUUAGAACAAAAGCCUUUAUGGAAAAUAUGGAAAGAAUGGAAUAAGCUGACAGAGAAAUGGAAAAAGGAAUCGUGGUUUAAAGAUUUGAUGAAAGAGUGGAAAAGGGAGGAAAAAAAAUAUAUAGAAUUAAUGGAAAAUACAAAAGAGAGAGCAGUUAACACUUGA